AUGAUCGUGGCGGACUCCGAGUGCCGCUCCGAGCUCAAGGGCUACCUGCCGUUCGCCCGGAGCGGCGUCGGCGGCGCGGGCACCGGAGAGGAACCCAGGGAGAGCCGGGUUCGGCGAGGCCCUCGAGGGCCCAGCGCCUUCAUUCCUGUGCAGGAGGUCCUGCGGGAAGGGGCUGAAAGCCUGGAGCAGCACCUGGGGCUGGAGGCGCUGAUGUCCUCAGGGCGGGUGGACAACCUGGCAGUGGUGAUGGGCCUGCACCCCGACUACCUUAGCAGCUUCUGGCGCCUCCACUACCUGCUGCUGCACACCGAUGGGCCCCUGGCCAGCUCCUGGCGUCACUACAUUGCCAUCAUGGCUGCUGCCCGCCAUCAGUGCUCUUACCUGGUGGGUUCCCACAUGGCAGAAUUCCUUCAGACUGGCGGUGACCCCGAGUGGCUACUAGGCCUCCACAGGGCCCCUGAGAAGCUGCGGAAACUCAGUGAGAUCAACAAGUUACUGGCUCAUCGGCCUUGGCUUAUCACCAAGGAGCAUAUCCAGGCCUUAUUGAAGACAGGUGAGCACAGCUGGUCCCUGGCCGAACUUAUCCAAGCCCUGGUCCUGCUCACCCAUUGCCACUCACUGGCCUCCUUCGUGUUCGGCUGUGGUAUCCUUCCUGAGGGGGACCCAGAGGGCAGCCCUGCACCACAAGCACCAUCGCCCCCCAGUGAGCAAGGCAGCCCUCCCGGUGGGGACCCAUUGAACAACUCUGGGGGCUUCGAGGCCGCCCGAGACGUCGAGGCUCUGAUGGAACGCAUGAGGCAGCUGCAGGAGAGCCUGCUGCGGGAUGAGGGGGCCUCGCAGGAGGAGAUGGAGAGUCGCUUUGAGCUGGAGAAGUCCGAGAGCCUGCUGGUGACACCCUCAGCUGAUAUCCUGGAGCCCUCUCCACACCCAGACAUGCUGUGUUUUGUGGAAGACCCCGCUUUUGGAUAUGAAGAUUUUACCCGCCGAGGGACUCAGGCACCGCCCACCUUCCGUGCCCAGGAUUAUACCUGGGAAGACCAUGGCUACUCACUGAUUCAGAGGCUGUACCCUGAGGGGGGGCAGCUGCUGGAUGAGAAGUUCCAGGCUGCCUAUAACCUUACCUACAACACCAUGGCCAUGCACAGCGGUGUGGACACGUCCAUGCUCCGCAGGGCCAUCUGGAACUACAUCCACUGCGUCUUUGGGAUCAGAUAUGAUGACUAUGAUUAUGGGGAAGUGAACCAGCUCCUGGAGCGAGACCUCAAAGUCUACAUCAAGACAGUGGCCUGUUACCCAGAAAAGACCACCCGGAGGAUGUACAAUCUCUUCUGGAGGCACUUUCGACACUCAGAGAAGGUCCACGUGAACUUGCUGCUCCUGGAGGCCCGGAUGCAAGCUGCCCUGCUUUAUGCCCUCCGCGCUAUCACCCGCUACAUGACCUGACUUCUUCCUACACAGGAUUGGUACCCAGAGCAGCUGGCCCUGGGGGGGGCACCGCCUCCCUGUAAGGACUUCUCUGUCUGGAGACAGACCAGGACCCUUUCUGUCCCAUGCCCACCUGCCCUUACAUGGGGGUUGGUGUGUGUGUGUGCUGUGCAGCUCCCGAGCCACACCCUCGUUUUUCCCACUGGAAAGGACAGACCAUUGCACUGACUCUCAGAUCUCUGCUCUGCCCCUGGGAGCUUGAAGAAGACUAGAAGAUCCCUGGGGGCUGUGCCCUUCCUCCUUCUCCAAAAGGUGUAGGAAAGGAAGUAGGCUAAGUUUAGAUUUUCAUGCCAGCCGGUUGAGGCCCAGCCACCACAAGUGCUGUGGGCCUUCCUGGACUGGUAAGCCCCUGGCUGGUUCUUGGGGGAGAGGGGCAAAGACCCCCCCCCCGACUUAACACUCCAGUUUUGCCUUCCUCCCCUCCCAUUCUCAGAUUACAUUACCUCCACCUGCCAUUCACCCAUCAAUGUGAAAGUCAGGGUCACAGCGGGUCUGUGUGCCCAGUUCCCCAAAAGCCUGUUCUGUUGGGCAGCUCUAAAGUCCUCUUCCUAUCUCCCCUUCCCCCCACCAUGUUCUUUAGUCGCCUGAAUCCUAUCUCAGUUCUUUUUUGCCCUAUGCCCAAGAGAGGAGCCCAAGACACCCAGAGCGCAGACUCCACAGAGAGAUGGAGCCUCUAUGGGCCUUCUGGGGAGGAAGAGAGUCUACCCUGAUAAGUUCAAUGUCUUUGGAUUAAUUAAGGGCCUCAUCCUUGGAGCCACACUUGCUUCCUGGAAUGAAAAGAGAGAGCUUCUGUCCUCAGGGGUGUUACUGAAAAUGCUUGCCAAAAAGUAGAAUUUUUUUUAAGUGGCUGAGGUAGCACCAGAGCCCACCCAGUAAUAGGUGGAUAUCAAGAUAAAGAUUCAGACUUCCUGCCUUCCUUCUUCCCUCCUUCCCUCCCUCCCUUUGUUCCGUUGUUCCUUCCUUCCUCCUGUCCUGCC
Messenger RNA from Dipodomys ordii (Ord's kangaroo rat), 2462 nucleotides. It is a transcript of the gene Sesn2, whose product is annotated as sestrin 2. The record is from RefSeq and is a predicted model, not a curated record. Lineage: Eukaryota; Metazoa; Chordata; Mammalia; Rodentia; Heteromyidae. Gene Ontology annotation, molecular function: oxidoreductase activity, acting on peroxide as acceptor; L-leucine binding. Gene Ontology annotation, cellular component: nucleus. The transcript is spliced from 10 exons. Gene Ontology annotation, biological process: cellular response to leucine starvation; positive regulation of macroautophagy; negative regulation of TORC1 signaling. Bases 1 to 1443 code for a protein of 480 amino acids.